Acyrthosiphon pisum (pea aphid) is the source of this 2085-nucleotide messenger RNA. Its product is annotated as asparagine synthetase domain-containing protein 1. The record is from RefSeq and is a predicted model, not a curated record. The transcript has 7 exons. Lineage: Eukaryota; Metazoa; Arthropoda; Insecta; Hemiptera; Aphididae. The coding region runs from base 409 to 2049 and encodes 546 amino acids. Gene Ontology annotation, molecular function: asparagine synthase (glutamine-hydrolyzing) activity.
UCGCAAAUCAUAAUAUUGCCGAACGCGCGGUGGUACCGAGUACCGACUACUGAAUAGUACCGAUCCAAAAAUUGUUAUUUCCGACGUUUCAGCAAUAUUAGAUCACAACGCAUUUUCCGUCUCGGCGAUCGUUGGCGAUCGCUAACGACCACGACGCCGUAAUGAUGGGUCAAUUGUUUCUCGCGAGAUAAAAAGUAUACCCACCUGUAGCUAUUAUAUUAAUUUCAUCUACUUACGGUACGCGGCCUUGUUGCUGGUAAGACGCAUAUUGCGAAAAAUUCGCCCAAUAAAUAAAUAGGUAGCCACUGUUCCGACAUCGCUAUCCGUUGAUGAGUAGCCUUUGACGUGUUCCCGGUCUCGCAAUACAAAUCCACGACGUUGUUCGGUGUAAGUACCUACGAUCUCGUCAUGUGCGGUAUAUUUUGUUCGUUCGUUAAAGGGUCGGCGGCGUGUGGUGAGAUCAGCAAGUGUAGAUCGUCACUGCAGAAGAGAGGCCCGGACGUGGGUUCCACUCAUCAAGUGUACGUCAACGGCUACACUGCGUUGUUCUCGGGCAACAUACUGUGGACUCAAGGAGAACGUCCGACCAGUCAGCCAUAUGUUGAUCGAAAGGGAAAUAUAUUACUAUGGAAUGGCGACGCGUACAGUUGGAAUUUGACGUCCUAUUACCAGAUGAACGCUAGUAUUAAAGACAGUGAUACAAAAAUAAUAUCAGAUUUUCUGUGCGAGGGAGGCAGCAUGGAACUGCUUAUGACUUCUGUCCACGGCCCAUAUUCCAUUAUCUAUUAUGACUGUGAACAACAAGUUUUGUGGGUCGGUAGAGAUCCAAUAGGCCGCAUCAGCUUGUUAUGGAAUAUCAGUGCGAAUAAACUGAUUGUCACCUCAGUUGGACACAAAGACAUUGCAGAUCUAGAAGAAGUACCAGCCAUUGGAUUGUUCAGAUUUGAUUUGAAUGCGUGUAUACUCGAACCUCAAUUAUACCAGUGGUCACACACACGUUUUGAUUGUAAUUAUAACAUUCCAAAUGAAUUGCAAUACUUUAAACAGACCCGUGUUCAACAUGUUACAAAUCCUGAAGACUCUAUAUUACAACAAAAUGAUCAAUUAAACAUGUCUGAGUUAUUAUUGCACCAAGAAUUUUGUAAGAAUGUCAGUAAUCUGAUUCACUAUUUGUCUCAGUCAGUUGAAAAAAGAACAACAAUCAAUCCAAAGGCUUGUAAAAUGUGCGAGUUCAAAUGUGAUCAUGCAAAAAUUGCUAUUUUAUUUUCAGGAGGUAUAGAUUCAGCAUUACUAGCUCUAUUCGCUUCCAAAUAUGUAGAAUCUGAUGAACCAAUUGAUUUGUUAAAUGUUUCAUUUGAAAGACCAGCAAACUCUGGCAAUUUUGAAUGCCCAGAUAGACAAACAUGUUUAAAUACAUUAGAAGAGUUAAAAACUUUGUGUCCAACUAGACGAUGGAACUUAAUAAAAAUAGAUAUUUCAAGUGUUGAAUUGCAACAAAAACGUUUUGACACUAUACGCCAUCUCAUUUAUCCUUUAAAAACCGUCCUAGAUGAUAGCCUUGGUUGUUCCUUAUGGUUUGCCUCUCGAGGACUUGGCAAAUGUAAUGGAAAAUCUUAUAAAACCCCUGCCCGAGUGUUAUUGUCUGGAAUGGGUGCAGAUGAGCUAUUGGGCGGGUAUACAAGGUAUAGAAAAAUUCUGCAGCGACAUGGUUGGCAGUCACUGAAUGAAGAAUUAGAUAAAGAUUUUUCCAAAAUACCAUCACGUAAUCUAGGUCGAGAUAACCGUGUGUGUUGUGACCAUGGUCGUCAGUUACGUACACCAUAUUUAGAUGAAAAUUUUGUAGAAUUUAUUAGAGGACUUUCACCGUGGCAACGAUGCUGGCCAAAAGAACCUUACCCGAUCAACUUGGGUGAAAAGCUAUUGUUACGAUUAGCAGCGUUCAAAAUGGGACUUAUAAAUGCAGCCUGCUUACCAAAACGAGCUCUACAAUUUGGCUCAAGAAUAGCCAAUAAAAAAGAAAAUGGUAGUGAUUUAAGUGAUAGAUUAUAAAUUUAUAAAUAAUAAAUAUUAAUUUUAUUUUUUAAA